AUGCCGCCGUCGCCGCCUAUCCCCAUCGGUCGCGGACCCACAUCCUAUCUCAACCACCAAUCUCAGUCUACGGCUUUUAACGCUGCGGCGCCCCAAGCACCCCAGAAUACUCCUGUUGGCAAUGGAGGCGUCUUGAGCGCUGCCAGCUUUGCUAGCGCAGCAGGCUGGAAUGCGGUUGCUGGACCGUAUCCUAGUCCUGCGGCUGGUAGCAAUUCUGGAAGUGGCAUGUCUUUGAAUAGCGGUAACAUGGCCGCCGGAGGAUUUGAUCUUCUAGCCGAGGCAGCAAAGAGGGCGGAAUUCUCCAUUAUGGUUGACGAUAUGGGCGGCCUUGGCUUUGGCAACACGUCUUCAAACAAUGGGGCUAGAGCGUAA
This is a messenger RNA of Saitoella complicata NRRL Y-17804, 372 nucleotides long. RefSeq lists its product as uncharacterized. NCBI's taxonomy places the organism in Eukaryota, Fungi, Ascomycota, Saitoellomycetes, Saitoellales, Saitoellaceae. Bases 1 to 372 code for a protein of 123 amino acids. The record is from RefSeq and is a predicted model, not a curated record. The transcript is spliced from 2 exons.